This is a messenger RNA of Hemibagrus wyckioides, 1194 nucleotides long. Its product is annotated as epithelial cell adhesion molecule-like. Lineage: Eukaryota; Metazoa; Chordata; Actinopteri; Siluriformes; Bagridae. The transcript has 8 exons. Gene Ontology annotation, cellular component: membrane. Bases 191 to 985 code for a protein of 264 amino acids. The record is from RefSeq and is a predicted model, not a curated record.
AAAUAACCCGAAGGCAUACUGUUCCUUGUAUUUUUUAUCCAGAAAUGCAUUUUAAAUCAGACUAGCAGCAGAAGCAGGGUAGAACAGGUCUGUUCAGGUUGUUAGGAAUAACUCAGUGUCCAGCAGGUCACUGCAACAGUUGAAUAAAAACAAGCUUGUUGGUGGAGGAGAGCCGCUCAUUGUUAGUAACAUGAUUCCUGCUGAGGGCCUCAUGCUUUUUUCGUUCUUCUUUUUUGGAUCAUCUUGUGCUUUGAUUCCAAAAUGCUUCCAGAUGAAAGCAGAAGUCUACAACCUCCAGCUGUUUUCAGAGAGUAAUGUAACAAGUCUGACUGAUGGCGAUGAGCUUUAUGAUCCAGCGUGUCAAGCCAAUGGACUCUUCAAGGCCAAGCAGUGCAAUAACAGUGAUGUGUGUUGGUGUGUGGACAGUGCAGGUGUGCGUCAAUCAGACAAUGGUGACAGAAACCUUCAGUGUGAGGAGCUAGUUUUGCCAAACUGGGUACGUAUUGAGAUGAAGCACAAGGAGACCAGCAAUCCUUUGGAGCUUUCCCAGUUGCAGAGGGCUAUUGCCAGUGCCAUUCAGGAACCAGAUCCAAAUGUGGAUAGUAAAACUGAAGUCAAGUAUGAGGUUGAUGCUCGUCUCAUCACCAUUGAGGUGAGGAAAAACCCUGAUGAUCAGAAAAAGGAGCAGUCAGUGUUGGCCUACUACACUGAGAAAGAUGUUGUGGUGCAGUCGCUCCUCAGUGACCAACUUAAGAUUGAACCAACAGUCGAAGGGGAAAAACUGGAGAUUGAGAGCAUCAUGGUAUAUUACGUGGAUGAGAAAGAGCCCAAACAUAGCAUGCAAAUGCUCACUACAGGCCUUCUGACUGUCACUGGUGUGUUCAUCCUGGCAGCUUGUCUUGGGAUCCUCAUUCUGUUCUUGAUCAGAAAACAAAAGAGGGGCCAAUAUGCAAAAGCUCAGACCUGUGAAAUGGAGGAGAUUUAGAUACUAAACUGGAUUGCAGGAUGAUGGAAAAUGAUGACGCAACAAAACACCUGAUGAUUAUUAAUACAUAAAUUGUUCAUGAUUUUACAUUUAUGCUAUUGUCACUGCUUCUCUUGUCCUUCUUCUAUUCUGUUGAGUAUAUUACUUAUAUAUAAGUAUAUAUUAUUUUAAGCUAAUCCUUUAAAAUAAAGUCCUGUAUUGUACUGUUA